AUGAGUAGACUUCUCUCCAAAUUUAUAGGGUCCUAUCCGCGUGCUCUCUGGUACACUCUUUGCCUGAAACCUAAUCAAACCCUAACCAAUGACACUUAUGGGUAUGUUUUGGCUAGAGUCCCAAUUCCAAGUUCUCCUCGUGUGCGCUUCCAGGGUCUCGUGGCUGUUGGUUCUAAUAUCUACGGAAUUAAAGAGAGCUCCUACUUUGCUAAAGAGGAAGAUAGCUCCUCUAACGUCUCGAUUCUAGAUUGCCAUACUCACACGUGGCGCGAGGCUCCAAGCUUACCGGUGAAGCUAUCGUCACUUUCUGCUAGCGUUCUUGAUGGAAAUAUAUAUGUGGCAGGAAGAAGCUACAAAGACGGCGAGUCUUCUUUGGAUUCCUUGAGGAACACGUUUGAGGUUUUCGACACAGAAGCACAGAGUUGGGAUGCUGAGACCAUCCCUUGGAGCGAGACAAAAUGCAGUUUCUAUAGCUCGAGAAGUGCUUGUAUUAACGGCAAGUUCCACGUGAAGACUAGCACAGAGGUGGUUGCUUACAAUUCCAAGGAAGUUAGAUGGGACUUGGUAAAUCGAGAGAUGAGUGAAUAUAUGAAGUCAGAUUUUUACUGCGUGAUAGAGAAUGUUUUGUACUCUGCUUCUUACGGAGGGUUGAUAUGGUAUGACACUGAGGUAAGCAUGUGGAAAGAAUUGAAGGGUUUGGUAGGACUACCUGAGUUCUCUCUUGGCGCUUGUGUUAGAUUGGCUGAUUAUGGUGGGAAGAUGGCAGUUUUGUGGGAACGGGAUCUGUUUGGCUAUAAGAAUAUUUGGUGUGCGGAGAUUACGCUUGAAAGAUGCGGAUAUAAGAUUUGUGGCAAAGUUGAGUGGUUUGGUAAUGUGCUUACAGUCCCUAAAUCAUGUAGUCUCAUGAAAGUUCUUGCUGUUGCUGUUUGA
This is a messenger RNA of Microthlaspi erraticum, 930 nucleotides long. NCBI's taxonomy places the organism in Eukaryota, Viridiplantae, Streptophyta, Magnoliopsida, Brassicales, Brassicaceae. The record is from the annotation of a GenBank genome assembly.